This is a messenger RNA of Cuscuta epithymum, 12392 nucleotides long. NCBI's taxonomy places the organism in Eukaryota, Viridiplantae, Streptophyta, Magnoliopsida, Solanales, Convolvulaceae. The record is from the annotation of a GenBank genome assembly.
UUUUUAUUCAUUACAAAUUGUUGGAGGUAUUGGUCCUACCAAGGCCUCCCUUCCACUUUAUUUGUUGAGGCUUGCACACUCUAUUUUACUCUCUCUUGGAUAUCUUUACUGUGGUAUAUAUCCUGAUCAAAUAUAUACCUAUUUUGAGUGGUUGACUUACCCACUUGGCUGGCCCCUCUGUGUUCUGUCCGCUGCAUACUCCAUUUGUCUUGGUCUUGCUUGUGACUUUCCUUUGUCUAAGAUGCAUGUGAGUGUCUUUUGUAUUGACCUCACCCGUGACUUCCUUGGCAGCCUAUUAAUAGUCUUUGCUUCUUCCUUGUGAGCCUCAGCCUGCGCAGAAAGCAUUCCAGAGAGAGCAGUGCUCCCUUCUUCUUCCUUUCCUUUGUGUGAGAGUGUAGAGAGGUCCUUUGUGGAGAGUAGAGAGUUGUGUGCUAUAGCCUCCUCUUAGUGUGGUGUGUGAGAGUGUGUGUUGAAAGACCUGAGCCGGAGACGGAUAUACGAUCCUUACAGUGGUAUCAGAGACGGAACCGCCGUCUGCCGCCGUCCGCCGCCGUCUGCCGCCGCCGUCAGCCACCGCCGUCGAUUGGAGCUCGCCGAAGGACUUGGAGCUGCCUGGUCGUUCACACGUUCUCGCCGUGGUCCCUGCUUGCUGAAAUCGAGCUCGCCGGAAGUGGAACCUCCGCCAUCGCUUUCUGGAACGCUCCGCCGCUGUGCACCGCCGUACACCACCGUACGUCGUCGUUCGAGGUUAUCGUUGGAGCUUCAUCCGCAGCUGGAGCAGUCGUGACCGGAGAAUCUCGCCGUCCGCCUGGAACCCAUCGCCGGAGGUUGGUUCCCAUCCUCGUCGCAGGGAAGCUCGUCGGAACUCGUUGCUGUAGCUAGACGCCGCAGGGAAGCUCGCCGCAGGGAAGUUGCCAGCCGGAAGUCAUCGCUGGAGUCGCCGGUCGCCUUGGUGCUCGCCGACCUCGUUCGUCGCUGGUUCGCAUCUGGAGAGGAAGACGAAGUACGAAGGGGGCUGGACGGGUGCACACCUUGGAGAUGGAGUGCUGACCUGCUGACUUUACAACUUACAAUUGGCUUUUGGGCCUUUUCUUUUGGGCCGCUGGAGCUGCUGGGUUGCUGACUAAUGGAGCUGGGAGCUGGGAGUUGGACUGCCGGGCUGAAGCUGCUGGACUUGGGCUGGAGCUGCUGACCUGGACUGGAGCUGCUGAACUCCAGUCAACCUCCGCCGGUCAACGCCGGUCAACGCCGGUCAACGCCGGUCAACCCCUCCAGAAAAAUCCCAAUUUUUAAAAAAUUGGGUAGGUAAGGUCGAAACGCUCUCCUAGGGUUUCGCGAAGGUAAGUUUUCUGUAAACUUCCCAUUUGUUACAUUCCGGUUUUAAUUUAAUUUAAUAUUUUUUUUCCCCUCCCCGCGGGCCGCCGGUUGAUUUAAUCCCGGCCGCCAACCCCCCAGGUACGUUUUCUAAACUCACUCCUUUGUGGUAGUUUGUUUUAGUUAAUUAAUUAAAUUGCUUUGUGUUAUUUAAUUUAAUUGUUAUGCGUAGGGGUGGUUUAUUGGGUGGUAGGGGUAGAAUUAAUUAAAUUUAAUUUUUCUGCCCGGAAUUGUUUAAUUGCCAAAAUGUCCAUUUUUUUGCUAUGUGUUGCAUGCUGCCCGGGGUUAUUAAAGUGAAUACUUUAUAGCCCGGGUUGGAUUAUUUUCUGUCAUUUCUGUCUGUUUAGCUUUGUGUUCCUUUUGUGGUUGAUACCAUGGCUGCGAAUCAGUAUGGUAUGCUUCCAUUUAAUGGAAAAACAGAUUUUGAUAUUUGGAAACAGAAAAUAAAGUGUGUUUUAAUACAGCAAAAAGUUUUCAGAGCUGUCACUGGUAUUUUCCUAGAAUCAGAAGAUAAGGCUAAGCAAAUUGAAAUGAAUGAAACUGCUUGUUCUACUAUUUACUUGAAUCUGUCUGAUUCUGUGCUUAGGAAAGUGGGUAUUCUUGAGUCCGCUAAGGAGUUGUGGGAGAAAUUGGAUAGUCUCUAUACUGAUACCUCUUUGCCCGGGAAGUUGUUCUUACUAGAGAAAUUCUUUAGGUUUAGGCUUGACCUGACUAAGGAUAUAGAUGAGAACCUGGAUGUGUUUAAUAAACUGAUACAAAAUAUCAAACAGGCAGGUGAUAAACACAUUGAUGAUUACACUCCCAUAGUUUUACUUAAUGCCAUUCCCGACUCUUAUAAUGAUGUUAAGUCCGCUAUUAAGUAUGGUAGGGAUGAGAUUUCGUUAGACAUUGUUGUGAAUGGGUUAAGGAGUAAGGAAUUAGACCUGAAGCAUGCUAGGGGUAGUGCUAGUCAGUCCAGGGACUCCGGUGAGGCUAUGUUUGUUAGGGGUAGAUCUAAGGGUAGGUCUAAGAAUCCUAAGCAAAAUAGUCAGGGUAAGAACGCUAGUCAGCCUGGGAGGAAGAGGAGUAAAUCUAGGAAGAGAGUGUGUUACAAUUGUGGUAACACUGGCCAUUUCAUUAAGGAUUGCCCCCACCCUAAGAAGACCGAGCAUGCUAGUGUAGCUGUUGAUAAAUGUGACCUUGGUGAUAUCUUGAUGGUUUGUGACCAUGUUAAUUCUGUGAGAAAUUCCCUGUCUGAGCAUGAAUGGUUGAUUGACUCUGGUUGUACCUAUCACAUGUCCCCCUUUAGAGAUUUGUUUUCUACAUAUGAAUUAUGUGAUAGUGGCUACGUUUCCUUAGCUGAUAAUAAGAGAUGCAAUGUGCUUGGUGUUGGUGAUAUAUGUCUGAAAUUUUCUUGUGGCUCUGUGUUUACCAUUAAGAAUGUGAGGCAUGUCCCUGAUUUGUGUCAUAACUUGUUAUCUGUUGCUGCUUUGGAGAGUAGUGGUUUACAGGGAAAAUGGGGGAAUGGUUGUAUGAAAAUCCUGAAAAACUCGCUUGUUUUGUUUAAAGCUGAGAAGGUGAAUAACCUUUAUGUGUGUCAUGCUAAACCUUUUGCCGAAUCUGUGAAUGUUGUAUGUUCUGAUAAGACCUCUUUGUGGCAUAAUAGGCUAGGACAUAUGAGCAAUAAGGGUUUAGAUGUCAUGCGUAGGGCUGGUUAUUUUGGUAAGGACUCUGUGACUUCUGUGCCUUUCUGUGAAUCUUGUGUGUUAGGCAAGCAGCAUAGAGUCAGCUUCCCUCCUUCCUCUUACCCUAAUCUGUCUAAGUGUUCGUCUGUGCUUGAAUAUGUUCAUGCCGAUGUUUGGGGUCCUGCCAGUGUUCCUACCCACGGGGGUAGGAAAUAUUUCCUUUCUAUUAUUGAUGACUUCUCUAGAAAGGUGUGGGUUUGCCUUUUAGAACACAAGUCUGAUGUGUUUGUGAGGUUUAGGGAGUGGAAAACCCUAGUUGAAAACCAGACUGGCAGGAAGGUUAAGACCCUUAGGACCGAUAAUGGGUUAGAGUUCUGUAAUAAGGAGAUGGAUAAGUUGUGUGUGGAUUGUGGGAUAAAAAGGCACAAAACUGUGCCUUAUACUCCCCAACAGAAUGGGAUAGCAGAGAGAAUGAAUAGGUCUCUGUUGGAUAAGGUUAGAAGCAUGUUAGCUACCUCUGGUUUGUCUAAGAAAUUCUGGGGUGAAGCAGUUACUACUGCUGCCUAUUUGGUUAAUAGGUCCCCGUCUGUCCCUCUUGGUGGUAAGUGUCCUGAAACCGUCUUUACCGGUAAGCCUCUUGAUCUGUCUAACCUUCGGGUGUUUGGUUGUGCAGCGUAUGCACAUCAACAGGGUGACAAGUUGGAUCCUAGGUCUAAGAAGUGUGUCUUCCUAGGUUAUCCAGAGGGGGUAAAGGGUUACAGGUUAUGGGAUAGGAACCAGGUAGGCUUUAAAGUGGUCCUUAGCAGAAAUGUGGUGUUUAAUGAAACUGAUUUUCCUUGCUUGACCGAGUCUGCUUCUAAUCCUGAGUCUAGGUCUGAUAGUACUCCUAGUGAGGUGGAGUCUGUCCCUGUUGCUGCUAGUCCUUUAUCUGUUGAUCCUGUUAUCUCUGAUGAUAUUGUUAUGCAUGAUUAUGAUUCCUCUGAGCAUGAUAGUCCCACCACCUCGAGUGAGGUGGAGCAUUUGCAUGACACUGAGCAUGAUUUGCAUGAUAUGGGUGCUGAAUCUGACUUUCAUGAUAACAAUAAUUUGCAUGAGUUGCAUGUGGAGCCUAGUAGUGAUAAUUUGCAUGAUUAUCAACUUGCUAGAGAUAGGAGUAGAAGGGCUAUCAGGAGAACUGCUGAUAGUAUGCCUGAUUAUGCUUUCAUUGUGCAUGAUACUUCUAUGUUUGCAUUUUCUGUGUUUGAAUCCCUAGAGCUGAAUGAACCCAAGACCUACCGUGAAGCCUUAGGUUCCAAAGAGUCUCAGAAAUGGAUUAGUGCCAUGAAAAGUGAGAUGGACUCUUUGAGAGUGAACCAGACUUGGACCCUUGUACCUAGACCUCCCAACUGUUCGGUAGUUGAGUGUAAGUGGUUGUUUAAGGUUAAGGAAGAACCUAGUGAUGUUAGGUUUAAGGCUAGGUUGGUUGCGAAGGGGUUUACUCAAAAAGAGGGGGUAGAUUAUGCAGAAAUCUUUGCUCCUGUUGUUAAAUUCACCACUAUUCGUAUGAUGCUUGCUUUAGUUGCUCACCAUGACUGGGAAAUGAAACAGAUGGAUGUAACUACUGCAUUUUUGCAUGGUGAAUUGGAUAAAACAAUUUAUAUGACCCAGCCUGAGGGCUUUGUGGAUCCCAAGAGAAGUGAGCAUGUCUGUUUGCUUAGGAAGGCUUUGUAUGGCCUGAAGCAAUCCCCUAGGCAGUGGAACAUCAAAUUUGAUAAAUGCAUGAUAUCUUUGAAGUUCCAGAAAUCUGUUUGUGAUCAUUGCCUGUAUUUCAAAAAUACUUCUUCUGUGCCUGUAUUUUUGUUACUCUAUGUGGAUGACAUGCUGAUAAUUAGUCCUUCUCUGAAUGCUAUUAAAGAUGUGCAGAAAUGUCUUUGUGCGAAUUUUGCCAUGAAAGACCUAGGUGAUGCCAAGAGGAUCCUAGGCAUAAACAUUGUUAGGGAUAGGAGUAAGCGUACUCUUACUUUGAAUCAGAUUUCUUACAUAGAAAAAGUUUUGAGUAAAUUUAAUAUGUUAUCUGCUUCUCCUGUUAAUGUCCCUAUGGCAUCUCACUUUGUGUUAAGUAAGGACCAGUCUCCCAAGACUGCUCCUGAAAUUGAGAAAAUGAAAUCUGUGCCUUAUUCCAGCGCAAUAGGGUCGGUGAUGUAUCUUAUGGUUAGCACUAGACCUGAUAUUGCAUAUGCGGUUAGUUGCUUGAGUAGAUAUAUGUCCAACCCUGGUUUGCCCCAUUGGAAUGCUCUUAAGUGGUUGCUUAGAUAUCUGAUUUCUACUGUGAAGCAUGGAUUAAUUUUCUCUAAAUGUGCUAGUGGUAUUGAAUUGAUUGGUUAUGUUGAUUCUAACUAUGCAAAUGAUAGAGAUAACAGGAAGUCGACCACUUCUUAUGUUUUUACUUUGUGUGGCUCUUGCAUUAGUUGGAAGUCUCAACUACAGCCUAUUGUGGCCCUUUCUACCACUGAGUCUGAGUAUGUUGCAGCCACAGAAGCGUUUAAGGAAGCCAUCUGGCUCAAACGCCUUGUCUCCGAAAUUGGGUUUCUCAAAAAGGGAGUUACCAUUUUCUCGGAUAGCCAAUCGGCUAUCCAACUUUGCAAAAAUCCUGUAUUUCAUGAUAGAACUAAGCAUAUUGAUGUUAGGUUCCAUUUCAUACGUGAUAUUGUUGAUGCAGGUGGAGUCAAGCUGUGCAAGAUCCCGUCGGAGUUUAACCCCGCGGAUAUGGGUACCAAGUGUCUUUCUGCUGAGAAGCACUUGUCCUGUAAACGCGUGUUAAACUUUGAUUGUGGAUAACUGUGGGUUGCCUAAUAAAGUGUUUGCCCGUUGUGUCUGUUGAUAUUCCGGGUGACCCGGCGAUGAUGAGUCUUAUCACAACUUUGUAUUGUUACUCUACACCACCUAGGACCAAUAAGGUGGAGAAUGUUGGAGGUAUUGGUCCUACCAAGGCCUCCCUUCCACUUUAUUUGUUGAGGCUUGCACACUCUAUUUUACUCUCUCUUGGAUAUCUUUACUGUGGUAUAUAUCCUGAUCAAAUAUAUACCUAUUUUGAGUGGUUGACUUACCCACUUGGCUGGCCCCUCUGUGUUCUGUCCGCUGCAUACUCCAUUUGUCUUGGUCUUGCUUGUGACUUUCCUUUGUCUAAGAUGCAUGUGAGUGUCUUUUGUAUUGACCUCACCCGUGACUUCCUUGGCAGCCUAUUAAUAGUCUUUGCUUCUUCCUUGUGAGCCUCAGCCUGCGCAGAAAGCAUUCCAGAGAGAGCAGUGCUCCCUUCUUCUUCCUUUCCUUUGUGUGAGAGUGUAGAGAGGUCCUUUGUGGAGAGUAGAGAGUUGUGUGCUAUAGCCUCCUCUUAGUGUGGUGUGUGAGAGUGUGUGUUGAAAGACCUGAGCCGGAGACGGAUAUACGAUCCUUACACAAAUUCUUAUGAUCUAUCCUUGCUUGAGCCACUUCACUCAAAUCGCCAAUCAUUGUAGCUCAUUUUUUACAUGUUUCUGACCACACUGCCGUACCCCUUGAAGCAUUUCACUACAAAAAAACACGGGAUUGGCGGGGAUUUUGGUAGGAAUUUGGCAGGGAUUUUGGCAGUGAUAUGCCAAAUCCGUGCCAAAAACACUUUGGCACGAGCUAUUUGGCACAAAAAAUCGGUAAGUCCGUGCCAAAUUUCGUGUCAAUCCCGUAAUUUUUUUGUAUCGUCUAAUCUAACGUUUGCCCAAUGUGAUCGAAGGCUUGAUUUCAAAGCAUAAACAAGACUGCAUGUACUAUAGUCGCCAUGGUAAAAUAUACUACGGGUAUUCAAUAAAAAAUGAAUGUAAAAUUAGGUAUGUAGCCACGUAGGGCAAUACAUGAAUAACAUGAUUCAUUUCUCUUCCAUUAUAUCUUAUGUAAAAUUAUUAUUUAUAUUUAGAUAUAUAGCAUUUUUGUAUAAAACUGUAUGCAAAAAAAAAAAAGAAUAAUACUCCGUACUACGUACUCCGUUCAACAUAACAUCGUUCACUUAAUAUUAAAUCAAGCUACACUGUACCAAGACUCAAAAAAUGCAAUCUAGGAUUAAAACAAGCUUUUUGGGUCAAAACGUAAAAACACACAGUAUUAGUGCAUUUUAAUUUAGUGUUAUUUGGAUUUAAAAAAUCGACUAAUAUAUUAUUCGCUAAUAGGAAUUAGGAACUAGUUGGAGGUAAAGCAAAUAAAGUUAGUCCUCUAGAGCGCACUACAAAAAACACUCGUUUAGUCACGGACCGUAGUCACGGAUUUGGUCCGUGACUAGCCUAGUCACGGACUAGUCACGAAAAUUUAAAAAAAAAAUUAGUCACGGAUUUGACCGUGACUACAGCCGUGACUACACGUAGUCACGGCUUUUUGUCCGUGACUAACAUCCUCCGAUUGCCGGUUUGUUUUUCCGACCUGGCUUGUUUUACUCCGGCGACAUAAUCACGGCCACAUCCGUGACUACAGCCGUGACUAAAUUUAAAAAUUAAUUUUGCAUAAAUCAAUCCGCAACGGUAUUAUGUACGGAUAAAUUUAGUCACGGCCAUGUCCGUGACUAUGUCCGUGACUACUUUGAUUAACACGUCAUUUACACGUCAUUAACACGGAUCGGACGCGUAAUGGACACGGUUUUGCUUAGUGACGGACAAAUCCGUGACUAAUUAAGUCCGUGACUACAUUUUUUAUAUAUGCAGGAGCAGCUCAUUCAUUCAACAGAACCACACGAAUUCAUUCCCAGUAUAUACAGUAUCUGUUUGAAAGAUCGAAGGAUGUAGUCUGUCUUCUAUCAUUUUCCCCAUUUAUGCAGUUAAGGUAUGUUAUUUGAAUUAUUAUUUUUAUUUAGAAUUAGUUGGUUCAAUUUAAAUUAUUAAAAUUAUUAAAUUAGUGAUGUUGUUAAUUAAUUAACAACAUAUUCAACUGUAAGCGUAGUAAUGUCAUAAAAUUAGUUAAACUGUUAGGUUUAUAAAAUAAUUUAAUUAAAAUUAGUUAGAUAAACGUAGUUUUAAACGUAGUGAUCUUUAUGUUAAGUGAAAUUAGUUAGUUAAACGUACGUUAGUAAUGUGUUAAUUAAGUGUAUUGUGAAUUGUUAUUGUAAUUGUGUAUUAUUUAUUAAUUCAAAUGACCUUAUAUACAUGUUCAAAUUAUUGGGUUUAAUUUGGUCAUAUUAUUUAAUUUAGUGAAUUGGAAUUGUUAAUUGUGUAGUACUAAUAACAUUAAAUGUCAUUAACGUAAUAAUUUAGUGUAGGUUUAAAUGUAGGUUUACAAAAAUAAUUUAAUUAAAAUUCGUUAGCUAAACGUAGGUUUAAACGUAGCUAGUGAUGUGUUAAUUAUGUUAUAUUAGUUAGCUAAACGUGUUUUUAAACGUAGUGAUGCAUUAAAAGAGGACGGAAUGAACUAGUUAAAUUUAGUUAAAUUUAACUAAAUGAAUUAGUUAAAUUUAGUUAAACGUAUGUUUAAUUUAAAUGUAGUGUUAAUAAAUUACUUAAAUUUUUUGUAAUAUUAGUUAAAUUUAAGUAUUAGGUAAUUACUUAUAUUUUGUGAAUUAUUGUUGUGAAUUGUGUGCAUUUCAUUUAAUUUAGUGAAAAUUAGUUAGUUGAUUAUUUAGUGAAUACUUUUGUUAGUAUUAUUGUUAGUAUUAUUGUUAGUAUUUGAACGUGUAUACUUUUUUAUUAUAAUAUUCAGGCAUAAUGUAUAAACAAAAUAGAAGUUGGAUGUAUGAUAAAGAUGCGGUAUUGUACGGAAUGCAAUCAAAUUUUCUCGAGUGAGUUGGGGAAUUUAUUGAAUUUGCACUUGAACAUCCGGCUUAUAUGAGUGGUGAUAAAAUAAGAUGUCCAUGUUCAAAGUGUAAAAAUCUCAAAUUUAAAGACCCACACGAAGUUGGGUAUGAUUUGUACGCGGUCGGUUUUGUUCCCAAUUAUUAUAAUUGGACUUCUCACGGCGAACCUUUGGAUCCAUCUGUUAUACCACAAACGGUAGGUUCGUCUCGUUACGUCCCUCCAGAGAUGAGUGCGUGGGGAGACCGUGCUGAAAUGAGGUGGGACCAACAAAUGGUAUAUGACGCAUACGGUGUACCGAUGUCUCAGUUCAACCCCCCACAACCACCUAACGACCCCCCUGAAGCCUCAACCUCGUAUCAACCAGAUGCGGAUGAAAAUCCGACAUUUUAUCAACCUUAUGUGGAUGAAGGUUUGGCUGAGAGAUUUCAGGAUGUUCUAAAAGCUGCCGACCAACCUCUGUAUGCUGAUUGUGAGGGAUACUCUCAGCUAUCCGCCGUUACUGAAUUCAUGAACAUAAAAGCCGAAUACAGUCUCCCUGAAACUUGCAUGAGUAGAGUCUUGCAGUCAGUAGGAGGGAUGCUACCGCGAGAUCAUACCCUUCCGGAUUCAUAUUACCACAUGAAGCAGUUAAUGUCUAAGUUGGGGCUACCUUGUGUUGAAAUUGAUGCGUGCCCGGAAGGGUGUAUGUUGUUCUGGAAGGAGGAUGAGGCACUUGAGUUCUGCAAGUUCUGUGGUGGAGACAGAUACAAACCUAUUCGUCAAGGUAAAAAGAAACCACGACAUAGGUCUGCACUGUCUAAACUGUAUUACCUCCCAAUAGCUCCUCGACUGCAGAGGAUGUACGCUUCGACUGCUACUGCGAAACACAUGACAUGGCAUGUUGAGCACGAAACCAACGAGGGUAUGAUGGCUCACCCUUCGGACUGUGAAGCCUGGAGACACUUUGACCGCUGUCAUCCUCAGUUUGCUAUGGAGCCACGAAAUGUGCGGCUGGGAUUGUGCUCAGAUGGAUUUGCUCCUUUUGGCAGGUUUGGCAAGAACUAUUCAUGUUGGCCGGUCAUGUUAACUCCUUACAAUCUCCCUCCCGACAUGUGCAUGAAAAGUCAUUUCAUAUUUUUGUCUUUAAUUUGUCCGGGUUCCAAGGAUCCUGGACGAAAGAUAGACAUUUAUCUCCAACCCCUUAUCGAGGAGAUGAAAGAACUGUGGGCCGUUGGGACACCAACUUAUGAUGUUUCAUCAGAUAAAAUGUUUAUCAUGAAAGCUGCCAUCAUUUGGACCAUUAGCGACUUCCCUGCCUAUGGCAUGCUUUCGGGAUGGAGCACACACGGUUUGAUGGGAUGUCCGAUAUGUAUGGAGAAAUCAGGUGCCAACUGGCUUAGUUACAGCAAAAAAGGAAGUUACUUUGAUUGUCACCGCAAGUUUCUCCCGGAAAGGCACCGAUAUCGAAAGGACAAGAAGUCUUUCAUUAGAGGCAGAGCGGUACGAGAGAGCCCACCCCCGAGAUUGACCGGUGAAGAAAUUUAUAACCGGGUUCAACGUUUUCCUACGGCUAUGGAAGAGCCAAACCAAGAGCCAUAUGGGUAUUGUGAUACCCAUAAGUGGACAAAGAGGAGCAUAUUCUGGGAGUUGCCUUAUUGGAAAGACCUUCUCAUCCGUCACAAUUUAGAUGUCAUGCACACUGAGAAGAACGUCUUUGACAAUAUAUUUAACACGGUGAUGGAUUUGAAAGGCAAAACUAAAGACGGUCUUGCAGCUAGGAAAGAUAUGACUAUUUGGUGUGAUAGACCCGAACUUUCUGUUGAUCUAGAAUAUCAGGGCAAGGAAGUUCCAAAAGCAGUCUACCAGGUCACAGAACCACAAAAGGCAGCAAUAUUACAAUGGCUUGCGUCUCAGAAGUUUCCAGAUGGCUACUGCUCCAACUUGUCUAGAUGCGUAGACAUGAACAAACUUACCACGACGACGAGCAUGAAAACUCACGAUGCUCAUGUAAUAAUGCAAAGACUUCUACCAAUUGCACUAAAAGAGAUGCUUCCUGAACACGUAUGGUCCUGCAUUACUGAAAUCAGUUUGUUGUUUCAAUCGAUAUGUUCCAGCGUUUUGGAUGCGGCAUCCCUCCGGAGACUACAAGAUUCUGUUCCCAUUCUGAUGUGUAAUCUAGAAAAAAUAAUGCCUCCAUCGUUUUUCGAUACAAUGGAACAUCUUAUAAUACAUCUUCCGUAUGAGGCUUUGACUGCUGGGUCCGUCUUCUAUCGCUGGAUGUACAGAUUUGAAAGGUUAGUAACAAUUUCAUUUAAAAAAAGAAUAUUUAUUUCACAAUAACUGUUAACAUGUGUACCGUUGUUAUAUUGCAUUAUUGCAGAUUUCUAGGAGAGCUGAAAAAGAAAGUGACCAACAAGGCACACGUUGAGGCUUCAAUUUGUCAAGCGUAUCUUCAACAAGAAAUCUCAACGUUCUCGUCUUUUUACUUCGAGCGUGACGUCAUCACCAGAAGGAAGAGACCUGCCCGGAACGAUGACAUUGGCGAGGAUUUAUAUGAAAAUGUAGUUUCCAUCUUCAAUUAUCCAGGCAGAGGUAAAGGUGCUGCGACACAACGAUACAUCGUGGGUGGGGAAUUGCAAAUUGCACAUACUUAUAUCCUCAUGAAUUGUCCAGAAAUCUCACCGUUUUAUCAUGAAUUCAGAGCUUCUUUAUCAGCCUUUCCUGAGAAUCAAAUUGAUGCAUUGAUCAAUAGUCGUGGGAUUGUCGACCCUUUGUUAGUAUCAUUAGCGUGGGGCCCUAGUGCCAGUGCCAAAGUGUGGCGGCAAUAUGUGAUAAACGGUUACACAUAUCACACAGCCGAUUACGGAGAGGGCCGACCAACAACGAACAGCGGGUUAUGUGUCCCGACCAUCGGUUAUGAUAACUUGGAAACCAAUUUUUUUGGUGUCCUGCAGGAGAUUCUGGAACUUGAGAUGCCUUCUUGUGCGAAAAAAUUGACAUGCGUUCUGUUCCAUUGCAAAUGGGUCGACCCCACACGUGGCGUGCGCAAAAAUCCGAAGUAUAAUAUGAUUGACGUCAACCAGUCUCGUGUGUACCCGAAAAAUGAGCCUUUCAUACUCGCCCAACAAGCAGCGCAGAUUUAUUAUGCAGAAUAUCCUUCAACAAGGAGGACACUGAAUCCUUGGGUGUGUGCAUGUCCUGUCCGUCCGAACAAAAUAAAAUCACAAACUCAACACAAGGACGUUGAUCUAGAUGCUUUUCAGCAACAAUUUUUCCAACCUCCGCCUAUUGUUGAGACGGUCAACUAUGACAUCCAAUUAAGUGAUCCAAAUGGCAGACGUGUUGAAGUCAUGCCAGAAACGCACCUUCCGGACCCAACCAUUCCAUCUGAGCGCGAAAUUGAGGAAAUGUAUGUAGCACAACAAAACGCUCAAUAUCAGGAAGAAGGUGAAUGGAUAGACGGUUCAGAUACAGAAGAAGAUACUGUAUAUGUAGAAAAUGACGAUUCUGAUAGCGAAUAAUUGUGCUGUUGUAAUUUCAAUUUUAUUGACUUCUAAUAUUUGUGCAGAUUUCUUCAUCAUUAUAUUACUCC